Saccoglossus kowalevskii is the source of this 1292-nucleotide messenger RNA. Its product is annotated as ATPase MORC2A-like. Gene Ontology annotation, molecular function: zinc ion binding. Gene Ontology annotation, cellular component: nucleus. NCBI's taxonomy places the organism in Eukaryota, Metazoa, Hemichordata, Enteropneusta, Harrimaniidae. The record is from RefSeq and is a predicted model, not a curated record.
GCGAAAGUCAGGCAAGCACAGAAUGAAGCUACUGAGCUCCGGGAAGAAGCAGACUUGAAAAAACAAAUAGCGGAACAGAAACAAAAGUCACUAAAAGAGCCUAAAACUCUGUCAUUUAUAUUUGGCAUGAACAUUGAAGAAUCGGCAGUGUGAUGGGAUGUUCAUAUAUAAUUGUAAUCGUCUUAUCAAAAUGUAUGAGCGUGUUGGACCUCAAUUAGAAGGUGGAGUGAAUUGUAGUGGUGUAUUAGGUAUUGUUGAUGUGCCGUAUUUAGUACUUGAACCAACUCAUAAUAAACAAGACUUUGCUGAUGCUAAAGAAUACAGACACUUAUUGAAAUCUAUGGGAGAUCAUUUAGAGCAGUAUUGGAAAGAUUUAGGAAUAGUUCAACAAGGAGUCACAAAAUUUUGGGAAAACUUUGGUUAUAUUAGUCCAUUGUGGAAAGAGCCGCCCUCAAAUGAUACUAAAUAUCUCAGGAAACGAGCAAUGCAACUACCAGUCACCAUACAAUGUGAUUCCUGUUUAAAAUGGAGAGUUCUUCCAUUUUCUGCCAGUAAUUUAUUAAAUAAAGAUAUCCCGGAUUAUUGGGUUUGUGAGAUGAAUCCUGACACUAGUCAUAACAGGUGUACAGCUGGGGAACAAAAAUAUAUCACACCCCUAGGACAACUGAAAAAAGAAGCCAAGUCAUCAGAAGACAAGAAAAAGGGCUUGUUAGAGGAAAUUAGAAGAAGGGAAGAGAAACUGCAGAAAUUAGAAAAAACAACUGUUGUAACUUUAAGGAAUCAUCUUCCGAGUAGAGAACCUAGUCCAGAAGUAGAAAGACUUCGAAAACCAAAUAGACCAGUUGGUAAAGCAUCUCCUGUAGUUUCGCCAAGAGUUAUUCCAAAUAAAGAAAAAACUGUUUCAAAGCCAAUUGGGAAAGCUUCACCAGUUGUAAAUAGUAGUAGAAGUCGACCAACUCUUCCUAAAGUAGACUAUUCUUCCAGUCAUCCUACGAGAAGAACAAGCACUCCAUCUAGGAAACCUGAAAAGAUUGCAAACACUCCUACUAAAAUUGUGAAUGAAAAGAAGAUAGCAAACACGCAGAAAAGGAAACCAGCUCCUGUCUUAGAAAAAGUGAUUCCUUCAGACAGUGAGUCAGAUGAUAUUCCUACCAAAAAGAAGAAAAAUGUUGAAACAAAAGACACACAACGAAAGUUGGAAAAGAAUACCAUAGAAAGCAGUACAGAAGAAAACAUGGAAAUAGAAACUGAUGCAAGUUGUGGCAGUAGUGACAUAGAUGACAACAAUGAAG